GGCGAACAAACGCGUUUGCUCUCAGAAGUGUGAAGGAUAGCUAAGAAAAUGGUGUUCUUGAAAUCGUCCGAUGAUAUCUUGUCGCAAAAUUCGUCCAGAAUUUGCAAUAAAAAAUUAUUUGGUGCUAUCUUGAACUCGACAAAUGGAGUUGCGUUGAAUCGACGGAGAAGAAAACUACUUCUUACACAUUAGGUUUUGCUUCUUCUUUCUGCUACUUAACAAAGGAAAAAUGAUGUUAUCAUAUUGGAGGAUUGCACAUUCCUUCGGCUCUCCUUUUGGAAGAUGCUCAAGAACAACUUGGACAGAGUUGCCCAAUCCUUCGAUCAGUCCUUUUGAAGAUGCUUAAGAAUAAAUUGGUACGUCCAAAUCCAAGCUUGAUGUGAUUUACCUUGCUAUCAUUGUUUCUUCAAGUUCGCAUGAUUGUCAUUAUGAUUUUUGCUGGACAUUCUUUAGACAUCAAAAUAUUUCACUAAACAUGUUUAUGAAGCUUGUUACAGUAGAUUAAUUAAGUGAUUUAUUGUACAUUUUUUGCACCAACAUUAGUUGGCAGUGAUGUUGAGGCAAAGCAACAGUAUUAACAUAUAUUUUCUUAUACCUUUGUUUAGUUCUUGACUUCUUUCAUAAUUCUGAUUUGAAUGAUUUUACUGCUUAUUGGCCACAAAUAAUAGAUCUACCAUCCCGGGCCCCACUUGUGGGAUUUAACUGGCUAUGUAGUUGUUGUUAUUUUUUGGGAGUAGAAUUCUGUUUCCAUAAUUUUGUGGAAGUGCAUAUAACUUCCAUGUGAAAUUUGUGGUCUGUGAACUAUUAUCACCCAGAUUUUGGAACCUUUUGUUGUCAGGUAAUGAUGAAAAAGAACUGAGAGUGUAAUACACUGUAGCACUGGUGGGAAAUUAUACAGGAAUUUUAUAUGGACUAUGAUCGAUCAACUUGGGUGUGCCAGUUCUUUCUGCAAACAACAAGUAAAUAGUAUUGUUUUUAAUUCUAAAUAACAAUAUUACCACUAACGUUAGAGAUCCUUAGCUUAACCAUGUCAUAGAUUCGUCCCAUGAUUAUAGCAGUCGUAGCAUUAUUUUGUUGUACAGUUCAAUGCUUUAUCAUACUGUCUAUGGUAUUUUGCCAUUGCUUCUUCAUUUUCGAUAUUUCCUUUUUUUCGAUCUGCUUUUGACUGUUUUUUCUUGAGCUGAGGGUCUAUUGGUAACAACCUCUCUACCCCUAAGGUAGGGGUAAGGUCAGAACCCUCUUUUUUGGAUUACAUUGGAUAUGUUGUUGUUGUUGUUGAAAUGUGUGAUUCUAUUUGUAAGGUACUCUCGAGGUCAAACAUCUAGAGCACGACAAAUAAACAUUUAUUGUUCACACGUCUUCAUAAAGAAAUCCAAUCAAUGGUUAAAUGAAGGGUCGUUUCUUUAUUAAUGAUGAACACAUCUUAGAACUAAUCCUAAUAAAUAUGGAACUAGCGAUGACUUCAAAAUUAAUGCCUAGUAACUCUCUUGGGGGUGGGGGCAAGAAGGAAAAGGGAGUUACGACAUGGUGCUCCUGCUAUUUAAAGGCCCUUCUUCCCCUGAUAUGAUCCAAUAUAGAGAAGACAUGGAUUUUGAUAGUUCGUGAAUGGAACUCCCAAAAUCCUCAUCAGCACUACCUUCAGAAUUGCAAAUACCGAUUCGUAUGCAUAGCUCCAUGCCAAGUAACAACAAAAUUCAGCAGGAUGAAGAUGAAAGGGACCCAAGGUUUAUGCAAUUGCUAAAAGAAAAUCUCUCCUGUUUCUGGAAUCGACAAAAGGAAGAAAUUCUACGUGCAGAUCCAAAGAGAAAACCUGAGAUGCCCAUUUCAAGGAUCAGACGGGCUAUGAAGUCAAAUGAUCAAGUAAAGAUGGUUAGCGCACAUUCUACGGUUUUGCUUUCGAAAGCAAUUGAGAUGUUCAUCAUGGAGCUCACCCUUCGUGCGUGGAUGCAAGCUGAUCAAGGCAAAUGCCGAACUCUGAAGCGUUAUGACUUUGCUAGGGCCAUAAGGGAUGAAGAGCUUUUCGAUUUCCUCUCUGACAUCGUUCCACUCCAGACAUCUAAGCUACAGUGCCAAUUUCAGGUGCAAAAGGAGGCAAAUGAUGGCCAAGGAAAUGACUCUAACCCAGCUUAUCAGGUGGUUCAAUCUAAUAACAUUUCAUGCCAAUAUCAGGUGCAAGAGGCAAAUGAUGGCCAAGGAAAUGAAUCUCACCCAGCUUAUCAAGUGCUUCAACCUAAUAACAUUCCAUACGAAUUUCAGGUAGAAGAGGACGCAAAUGUUGGCCAAGGAAAUGAAUUUCACUCAGCCUGUCAAAUGUUUCAGCCUAAUAACAUUCCAGUGGAAGAGGAAAAUGAUGUCCAAGGAAAUAAAUUUGACUUUGCUAAUCGAAUGGUUCAGCCUCAUAACAUUCCAUGCCAAUUUCAGGUGCAGGACAAGGCAAAUGAUGGCCAAGGAAAUGAAGUUCACCCAGCUUAUCAAAUGGUUCAACCAAAUAAGCCUCCACUACCGUGCCAAUUUCAGGUGCAAAAGGAGGCAAAUGAUGGCCAAGGAAAUGAAUCUAACGCAGCUUAUCAAGUGGUUCAACCUUGUAACAUUCCACUGAAGUACCAAUUUCAGGUAGAAGAGGAUGCGAAUGGUAGCCAAGGAAAUGAAUUUCACCCGGCGUGUCAAAUGGUUCAGCCUCAUAAAAUUCCAGCUUCUUUCAUCAGUAACCAAGCAAUUCCAGCGCCUCUGACUAAUUUAUCUCCUGAAGCGCAGUUCAACAUUGAUGAUUUUUUAAUGGAAGAGGCAGAUGAUGUGCAAGGAAAUAAAUUUCACCUGGCUAAUCAAAUGGUUCAGCCUCAUAACAUUCCACAGCUGUACCAAUUUCAGGUGCGAGGUGAGGAAAAUGAUGGCCAAGGCAAUGAAUUUGACCCACCUUAUAAUGUUCAGCCUAACAACAUUUUGGUGCAGGCGGAGGCAAAUGAUGGCCAAGGAAAUGAAUUUCACCCAACUUAUCAAAUGGGUCAACCUAAUAACAUCCCAGCUUCUUUCAUCAGUGCCCAAGGAAUUCCAGCACCUUUCAUGCUACCACCUCUGAUUAAUUUAUCCCCUGAACCUGAGUUUGACAUAGAUGAAUUUUUAGUGGACAUUGAGGAGGGACUUUAAAGUGGGAGUUAAACUCAGUUACUAGGUGUUUAG
Solanum stenotomum is the source of this 3177-nucleotide messenger RNA. RefSeq lists its product as uncharacterized. The coding region runs from base 1606 to 3144 and encodes 512 amino acids. NCBI's taxonomy places the organism in Eukaryota, Viridiplantae, Streptophyta, Magnoliopsida, Solanales, Solanaceae. The transcript has 17 exons. Gene Ontology annotation, molecular function: protein heterodimerization activity; DNA binding. The record is from RefSeq and is a predicted model, not a curated record. Gene Ontology annotation, biological process: regulation of DNA-templated transcription. Gene Ontology annotation, cellular component: nucleus.